AUGGAGCCGGCGGCACAGAACAGAUCCGAAGCGGUAGAAGGACAGCGAGACGUACCUGCCGCAAUCCGGGACGCAAAUCCAAGAGUGGGGGAAAUUUCUUAUUCCCGGCGACCUGCACCGGGGAGUGCACUACUGAGUGGCCCGACAUCAUGGUCAGCCCGUGCGGACGAGCGUGUUAGGGGUGGAGCUAGGCAGCUCAGGUUUGCUGAUCGGGUUAGGAGGCCGCCGGCACGCGAAGCACGGACGGAGACCGACUUGGCAAGUGUAGCAGAUGAAGGCGAGGAGGGUGUAGAAGAUCCACAGCAUCCAAGUCAGGUCGAACAGGCAGAGGAGCAGUUGAGGAAGGCGGCUGAUGAUAAGCGGAUGGCCGAAGCAGAAGCCAAUAGGAGACGGGCUGAAGAGAGGCAACGGCGCCGUGAUGGCGACACCGAUCCUAUCGUCUCUUUCUCGGGAACAGGAGACAUACGUCAAGCCGCGGAGCGUGGGGCACGAGCCGCUGCAAGAGCACACGCGGGAGUGGCAGGAGGAGAGGAGCUCGCCAGCAAUGUGAGGCAGCAUAUCGAGGAGGAUACGGGACACGUGAAAGUUCGCUUGCCCAGCGUAAAGCGGAAGGCGGCUGAAGAGGCCCGGAGAGGGGACGUCGACAAGCCAGAGCAAAGGUUCAUAAGAUGCAACGCGGGUGCAAAGGCUCAUAAGACGGCGGAGGUAGAGGCGGCACUUACGGCAGAGGACGGGGCGCCAAAGGAAUCAGAGGAUUUGGCGCAGCAGAAGGUGGGUGCAGAGGCGGUUAAGAGUGCGGAGGCAGUCGCGCGUAAAGAAGCUGGUGCAGCAGCAGAGCAGACGUCGGAGGCAGUCGCGCGGCAGGUGGUGGAGGCAGUGGCGCAUAAGGAAUCAGAGGCAACGGCGAGCCAGAAGGAUGAGGCAGUGGCGCAGCAGAAUGAUGAGGCAGACGCACAUAAGGAAUCAGCGGCAGCGGCGCAGCAGAAGGAUGAGGAUGCGGCGCCCAGGAUGGUUGAGGCGGUGGCGCAGAAGGAAUCAGAGGCAGCGGCGCAGCAAAAGGAUGAGGGUGCGGCGCCGAAGAUGGUUGUGGCAGGGGCGCAGAAGGGAUCAGAAGCAGCGGCGCAGCAGAAGGACGAGGGUGCGGCGCCCAGGAUGGUUGAGGCAGUGGCGCAGAAGGAAUCAGAGGCAGCGGCGCAGCAUAAGGAUGAGGGUGCGGCGCCCAGGAUGGUUGAGGCAGUGGCACAGAAGGAAUCAGAGGCAGCGGCGCAGCAGAAGGAUGAGGGUGCGGCGCUGAAGAUGGUUGAGGCAGAGGCGCAUAAGGGAUCAGAGGCAGCGGCGCAGCAGAAGGAUGAGGGUGCGGCGCCGAAAAUGGUUGAGGCAGAGGCGCAGAAGGAAUCAGAGGCAUCGGCGCAGCAGAAGGAUGAGGGUGCGGCGCCGAAGAUGGUUGAGGCAGAGGCGCAGAAGGAUUCUGAGGCAUCGGCGCAGCAGAAGGAUGAGGGUGCGGUGCCGAAGAUGGUUGUGGCAGAGGCGCAGAAGGAAUCAGAGGCAGCGGCGCUGCAGAAGGAUGAGGCAGACGCACAUAAGGAAGGAGAGGCGCGGAAUAAGGCAGAAGCAGCGGCGCGGCAGAAGGCGGAGGCAGAGGAGCAGAAACUGGCUGCGGAAGAGGCGCUACAACUGGCUCGGGCUGAAGCGCGGAAGCGUGCAGAGGCAGAGGCGCAGAAGAUCGCGGAGGCCGAGGAGCAGAAAGCAGCGGCGGCAGUGGCAGAGGCGCGAAAAAAGGAAGAGGGCGAGGCGCAGAGAGUGUCAGCUGCAGUGGGCGAGGGGCAGAGGGACGAGCAGGCAUUGUCGAAGGCAUUAGCAGAUCGAGAGACACAGACUGUAGCAGAGGCAGAGGAGCAGAAUACAGUAGAUGAGGCAGGGGUGAGAGAUGAGGCAGGUGUGUCUGGCAGCGAGGGAGAUGAGAUGGAAACAGCGGAAGGGGCGGAAACAGAGGAGAUGGAAACGGAGGAUGCGGUACAUCCAGCGGUGCGACUCUCGGGAGGGGGAAUGGCAGAGGGGAUGUUAAAGAAGUUGGAAGAGAGGUUGAAAGAGGUUCUAAGUGAAGACUACGAGCGGCGGAAGAGGGAUAGACAGCAUGAAGAGGAUCAGUGGCAGAAGGCCACUACGAAGGAAGCCGAGGCGGCAGAGAGGAGGAAGAAGGACCAACAGCAGGAGGAUGAGCGUCGGCUGAAGGAGAUGAGAGAGGGAAUGAAGGAGAUGAAGGAGGCCAUGAAGAAGGAGAUGAAGGCCGAAAUCAAGGAGAUUAGUGAUCGGAUGGUAAACCAGGUGGUGGAGAGGUUGAGCGCGGUUCUGCGAGAAGAAUCCGAGCGGCAGGAGGAGGCGAGGCAGGCGGACGCGGAGUGGCGGCAAAAGCAGGAAGCGAAGCUGAAAGAGGCAGACGACGUGGAGAGGCAGAUGAAGAAGAAGAAACAGCUGGACGAGGAUAGGCGGAAGGAGGAUGAGGAGAAGAUAAAGGAAGUAGAAUCCACAGAGCGACGGAGGAAGAAGAAACAGCUGGACGGAGAGGGGCGGCAGAAGGAGGUGCAGGACGGGUUAAAGGGGAUGAUGGAGGCUGUAAAGGAGAUGAAGUCGGGGAUGAAGGAGUUUAAGGAGGGGAUGCUAAGUGAGGUGGAAAAGAGGUUAACGAAGGUUCUGAGAGUGGACGCAGAGCGGCUGAAGAGGGAGAAACAUCAGGAGGAGGAGCAGCGGCAAAAGGAGGAGGAGCAAAGCAAGAAUGCAUUGGAGGCGGACCAGAUGCAGAGGGAGAAACUGAAACAGGUGGAGCGGCUGCAUAAGGAGGAGGCGCAGAGGCAAGAGGCAGAGGAGGCCGAUCGGCAGCAUAGUGAUAAACAGCGGGAGAAGGAGCGCCUGCAGAAGGAGGUGUCGCAGAGCAAGGAGGCAGAGGAGGCCGAGCGGCAGCAGAGGGCGAAACAGUUGGAGAAGGAGCGCCUGCAGAAGGAGGAGGCGCAGAGGAUUGAGGCAGAGGAGGCCGAGCGGCAGCAGAGGGCGAAACAGCAGGAGAAGGAUCGCCUGCAGAAGGAGCUAUAA
This is a messenger RNA of Closterium sp. Naga37s-1, 3087 nucleotides long. Lineage: Eukaryota; Viridiplantae; Streptophyta; Zygnematophyceae; Desmidiales; Closteriaceae. The record is from the annotation of a GenBank genome assembly.